Argiope bruennichi is the source of this 2927-nucleotide messenger RNA. Its product is annotated as protein phosphatase 1 regulatory subunit 37-like. The record is from RefSeq and is a predicted model, not a curated record. Bases 56 to 2374 code for a protein of 772 amino acids. The transcript is spliced from 12 exons. Lineage: Eukaryota; Metazoa; Arthropoda; Arachnida; Araneae; Araneidae. Gene Ontology annotation, molecular function: protein binding.
AAUAUCAAAAGAUAUGAGAAAACGGAUUUUCUAAAUAUUUUCUCAACCAUAUAAGAUGUCUGUUAGUGAUCUUGAAAUCGAUGUUGAUUAUGAUCUGAAUAAUUUAAUUGAAAGAUCAGCUUCAGCUCCAUCAUCUCCUAAUGAGAGAUCGUCUGUUCUUCGAGAAAUUGGAAAUGUUAGUGGUCUUGUUAAAGCAAGAAGAGUAACAUUCCCAGACGAUGAAACUAUAGUAACUGGCUAUUUUGAAGCCCCUGAUCCAUGGGGCGAAGAAUUCCCCGUAUCUACUGAUAAUAUAGUAGCAGCUUAUAGAGCAGCUUGUUGGAAACAGGGUGUAAAGCCUCUGCAAAAAGUAUUGCAGCAAUUGCAGACUGUUCAGAUGACUGAUGAUCUCGAUUUUGAGCUUAAUUUGAAAGGUGAAAAUUUAGAUGCUCAGCAUUGUGAAGCCCUAGAAGAAAUUUUUAAAAGACUCAAGUUUCAUUCAUUGUUGCUUGAGAACUCUAAUUUGGAUGAUGAGGGAGCUGCUGCUAUAUUUGAUAUGAUUGAAUAUUAUGAUACCACCUCCCAUUUAAACAUUUCAUGUAACAAAAAUAUUGGAAAUCAAGGUUGGCAGGCCUGCUCAAAAAUGCUGAAGAGAACACCAUGUUUACAGUACUUGGAUGCUUCUAAAACAUCUCAAAAUGAACAAAGCUUGUUGAUACUUGGUCGAGCAUUCCGCACUGGAUCUUUCCUCGUAACACUUCACUUAGAAAACUGCAACAUAUUUGGAAGACCUCUUGUUAUUUUAGUUGCUGCUUUAAAACUCAACAACACUCUGCUUGAAUUAUAUCUUGGGGAAAAUAAAAUAUGUUCAGCGGAUGGAUUGCAACUGGGAAAUUUGCUGAGAUCUAAUUCUACUUUAGAACUCCUUGAUCUCAGGACAAACAAUUUGCAGGACUUGGGUAUAUGUCAUUUGAUUGAUGGACUAUGUCAGCAAGCUGCCAACUGUGGAGAAUGUUUAAAAACCUUAAAUCUAUCAAAUAAUAAUUUAACACGCAAUGGAAUGGCACACAUAAAUCGAGCUUUGUUAGUCUCGGAAUCUCUUACAAACCUUGACCUAAGCAAUAAUAAUAUCUGUGAUGAAGGCAUCCAGCAGAUGAAACAAGGAUUGCUCACAAACCAGUCUUUGCAACAACUAAAUUUGGUCAAUACAAAGAUCACUUGUGAAGGAUCAGUAGCAUUGGCUGAAUUCAUCGCAGACAAUCAACAUAUUGCACAAAUUGAUCUAAGGGAAAAUGACAUUAAAUUAGCUGGACUUAUGGCUCUUUCUCUGUCCUUAAAACACAAUCAGAGUAUGAUAAAUCUAAAUGUAGACAAGACAAUCAAGACAGAAAUGGCAGAUGGAAUGAGUAGUGAAGCUAAACUCUUGGGAGAAAUUACAGAGUAUUGUAAAAGAAAUAAAAGUAGAAUAGACUCUGAGCAAAUUCAGGAUAAAGAUAUUAACUUUGUUGUCCAAAAUUCAAACAUUCCUGUGGUUCGUAAUGAAGCAGAAUUGACAGCUCUUAUUAAAGAACAUAAAGAUUCUUCUGGAGAUGGAUCUUCUUGUGACAUGAGUUCUCAUUCCUUAAGCAAAAUGAUUCCAAGUCAUACUUUCCCAAGUGAUCAAAAGUCUUCUCAUUCUCCAUCUAAUAGUCCAAGAAAUCGUUUCCAAGUACGCCGAGUCAUUUUAGAUUCUGAAAAUCCUACCAGUGUUUCUUCAGCACCUCCAAACAUAACUUCCAAAUCUGAAUCAACCAACCAGUCAGAAGAAUCUGUUUUUCUUCCAUCAUCUCCUAUUGAAAGUGGCUAUGAUAGUAAUUCUCCCUCACCAUUUAUGAAUAAGGAUGAUUCUAUAGAAGUUGAAGUAAAGAAAGCCUAUAUUCGACACCAAGAUUCAAUUGCUAUCCAUAAACAGCAUGCCCGAAGUUGCACUAACACUGCUGGUUAUGAAGAUCAACAAAUAUAUGAAGAAGAUGAUGCUGGAAAUAAUUCUGAAGUACAAAUAAGUGAUGCUGCUGUGAGUGAUGAUGUGAAUUCUAGUCAAAGUGAAAGUUCACAAUCAAACCUGAUGGCUCGUCGCUCAAGCGGAGGUAAAGUCAAAAAGCUUACCUUCUUAUUGCCUGAUGAUUAUAUAGAGAAUAUUAAUGGUAUCAAAACUAAUAGAAGAAUGAGUACACCUGCUGUCGCAUCUCAGAGGCUUUUACAACAAAAGCACAAGGCUUUGAACUUAAAACUUGGUAGACAGCUGGAAGGAUUAGACCUUAAAAGCUCUGUACCACUUUCCCCUACAAGGCUACGUGAAGGCUUAAUUUUCCCUGAACCAUUUGAAACCAAAAUUACUGUUGGAGAAGGUAGCUAAGAAAGCAGCUCCAGUCUUGGCAUCUCAGAGAUUGUGUAGUGUAAACAAUUAAUUGCAAAAGCUUGCCAAAUUUUCACUGUACUGGUAUAUACCUGCAUUUAUAUGUCAUUGAUGUUUUACUAAUCAUAAAGAAAAAUACCCAUCCUUUGUUUCAUCAUGUUUUCAUCAAAUGGUAAAAUUUGCUGUUUUAAGCUUUUGUUGUCUGUUAUUGUUAUUUUCAAAUUUAUUGCACUUAAUUUUAUUGUUUGUAUCUAAUUUGGUUUUUGAACUUGUUGUUUUUGUUAUAUAUAUUAUGUUUGAGAAAAUUGUACUCUAAUUUUUGUGAUGGUUAUUGAGAACAAAUGAUAUCUCAAUUUUUUUUUUAUCCUUCAUUUUUACUUUUUACUAAGGUCAAAUUCUUAUAUGAGAAUUUUUAAUUCUUAUUUGAGUAUCAGAAGAUUAAGAAUUUCUCCUCUUUUGAAUGUUUAUAAAUUAUCUUGGAUUUUUUUUGUUACAUAUUUGAUCCAAAGAAUUUCCAAUAAAUGUACAAAGAUAAAAUUCAUUUUAUCAAAGU